AAUCACUUUGGCUCCUAUCCCAUUUGCCUCACACAGCUCUCUCCACCCCACCCAAGAGAGGACUCCAGACUCCCUCAGAGAGCAAGCUAGCUCAGCUCUGAGGAGCAUCUCAGUGCAGCUGCUGGGAAGAGUCUUUGGGGCACUCUUGGGCUCUUAAGAACACAGGGAAGGACCCUGGAGACUGUCUUCUCCCAAGGAUGAAAAUAGAAGAAAAGAUGGCCUGCCCUGUGAUCUUCCCAGAUGCUCGCAACUUCCAUCAUUUCACUCCGGAUUCCCUGCUUAUGAUCGAGAAACUUAUUGCCGCAGAGAAACUGAAGAAGAAAGCCCAAGAGCCAUCAGCUUUAGAAACCCCUCCUCAGCCUCAGCUUGACCUAAAAGUAUCCAGGAAGUUGCCCAAGAUUUAUGGGGACAUUCCUCCAGAGGUUGUGGGGAAGCCUCUGGAAGACCUUGACCCUUUCUAUGUGAACCACAAGACAUUCAUGGUGUUGAACAAAAAGAGGACAAUCUACCGCUUCAGUGCCAAACCCGCCUUAUUCAUUCUUGGGCCUUUUAAUGCCGUCAGGAGACUGGCCAUUUACGUCUCAGUUCAUUCAUUAUUCAGCAUGUUCAUCAUAUGCACGGUUAUUGUCAAUUGUGCCUUCAUGGCAUUCCUAAAAGAUGAGACAACGAAUAAACACGCUGAAUAUGUUUUUACUGCCAUCUACAGUUUUGAAGCAUUGAUUAAAAUAUUGGCAAGAGGACUUCUUCUGGAUGAGUUCAGUUAUCUUCGAGAUCCAUGGAACUGGUUGGAUUUCUUUGUCAUCACAGUGGCAUUUCUAUCACUAGGGAUAAAACAACUAGAAAGCGUGUCAGCUCUGAGAACAUUUCGAGUGCUCAGAGCUUUGAAAGCCAUCUCAGUCAUUUCAGGUUUGAAGGUCAUUGUUGGGGCCCUACUGCGCUCAGUGAAGAAAUUGGUGGAUGUGAUGAUUCUGAUGGUCUUUUCUUUGAGCAUUUUUGCCCUGGUGGCUCAGCAGCUAUUCAUGGGGAGUCUCAGGAAUAGAUGCAUCCACAGGUCCUGUUUGAAUGAUGGUUAUGACACUAAAAAACCUGAAAGUUGUUCAUUUCUCAGAGAGGAUAUUCCAUUUCUAGAAAACUGCAGUGAAAAUAAAAGUGGAAGCUCUUCUGAAAAAAAAUUAUGUGGCACCUGGAGGAAUACCUCAUGUUGCUCUGAUUUUGUAUGCUGUAAAACGAAGCUCAAUCCUGAUUAUAGUUUUACAAACUUUGACCAUUUUGGUUGGGCCUUUCUCAGCAUGUUCCGUGUGAUGACUCAGGAUUCCUGGGAACGCCUGUAUCAGCAGACCCUUCGAGUUUCUGGACAGUUUGCUGUAUUCUUUUUUAUGAUCGUCAUCUUCCUUGGCUCUUUUUACCUGAUUAACCUGACCUUGGCUGUCGUCACAAUGUCAUAUGAAGAGCAAAAUAAAAAUGUGGCAGCUGAGACGGAAGCAAAAGAAAAAAUGUUCAGAGAAGCUCUGCAGCUGCUAAAGCAGGAGCAGGAGACUUUAGUUGCUAUGGGAAUUGAUAGGAGUUCACUUAAUUCCCUUGAAACAUCAUCUGUUUCUUGCCAAAAGAGAAGCUUCUUCGGUAACAAGAGAAGGAAAUCCUUCCUUGUAGGAAAUUCUGGAGAAGAUCAAGCUCCAUUCUCUGAUCCUGAUGAAAGUGUCCAAAGAAAGCAGCAGUUAUUGAACCAAACCAAGCGCCUGUCACAGAACCUGUCUAUGGAUUAUUGGGACGGCCACAACGACACCUUUCAGAGACAACGAGCCCUGAGUGCCGUCAGCAUCGUCACCAUCACUAUGCAGGAGUAUGAAAAGUCACAGCAGAAAUGCCUUCCCUGCCAGAAUAACUUUUUCUCCAAGUAUUGCAUUUGGGAGUGUUGUCCCCUGUGGCUUCGCAUUAAAAAGAUCGUGGAACUUGUCAUCAUGGAUCCCUUCGCUGACCUGGCCAUCACAAUCUGCAUCAUUGUCAACACUGUAUUCAUGGCAAUGGAGCACUAUGAAGAGAAUAACGACUUUGAGAGAAUGCUCAAUGCAGGAAACUAUGUAUUUACUGGAAUUUUUGUAGCAGAAAUGUUCUUCAAAAUCAUUGCCCUGGAUCCAUAUUAUUAUUUUCUUCGACCCUGGAACAUUUUUGACACUAUCAUCGCAGUUCUGAGUCUUGUGGAAAUAAUCAUUUCACUUGUUGUUAAAUCAAAUAUGUCAAUAUUACGUUCUUUAAGACUGCUGAGAGUUUUCAAGUUAGCCAAAUCCUGGCCAACACUGAAUACUCUUAUUAAGAUUAUUGGCCACUCAGUCGGCGCCCUGGGUAACCUCACUCUGGUCUUGACCAUCAUCGUCUUCAUCUUCUCAGUUGUUGGCAUGCAGCUUUUUGGGAAUCCUGAAAAUAAAACUCUUUCAUGUCUUAACUUCACGCGGCCCGAGCCACAGCGCUGGCACAUGAGAGACUUCUUCCACUCUUUUCUGGUUGUGUUCCGCAUUCUGUGUGGCGAAUGGAUCGAAAACAUGUGGGAGUGUAUGUGUGACUUCCCUCAGGUGCUGUGCAUUCUCGUCUACUUGCUGAUUUUGGUGAUAGGAAACUUGGUGGUACUCAAUCUUUUCAUUGCCCUGCUGCUCAACUCCUUCAGCAGUGAGGAAAGAGAAGGGAAUGGAUGUGGAGAGGUGAGGAAGACCAAGCUGCAGCUUGCUUUUGAUCGGUUCCAUCGGGCUUUUCAUUUUGUGAAACACGCCAUUUGGCAUUUUUGUAGCAGUCCUUUCAGGAAGCAAAUGUUUAGAAAGCCAAAGGAUGUGUCCAAAAAACAGAAGGUUCAGAAUGAAGAUGCUAUUCCACUGGAGUCAGGAAUAAAACGAGAGCAAGCAAACCAUGAACAACUUUGCCCUAAGGACAAGAAGAGUUCUCUUGAAUACACAGGCCUGGACUUUAUAUACCAGAAUUCAAAUACCAGGCACCUGUCAUUUAAUAAAGCCCCACUUGCUGAAGAAGAAGAAGAUGAUGAUGAUGAUAUUCACUCUCUAGUUGAAGAUGAGUUCCAGGAUAUCGGGGAAACAGAGUUUUUCAAACAGGUGGAAAAGCAGUGUAUGAGCCCGGGAGCCAUGAGCAGAGAAGUCGAUGUGUUUUCUGAAGAUGGCACUGAAAAGAAAGAGAAUUUUGAAGUCACCAGCUUUCUAUCUGAUUGCAGCACCAUUGAUCUGAAGGAUCUCAUUUUGUUCAUUCCUGAAAUGAUUUCUCAAAAAGGACCUGAGAGAUGUUGGCCCAAAGGUUGCUACAAAUUAUUUCCCUGCUUUGCAUUGAAUGUAAAAAAGUCUCCUGGAAUCAUUUGGCUGAAGCUGAGGGUAACCUGCUACAGAAUCAUCAAGCACAACUGGUUUGAGAGUUUCAUUAUCUUCAUGAUUCUUCUGAGUAGUGGAGCUCUGAUAUUUGAAGAUUGUUCCCUUCCAUCAAAGAAAAACAUUAAGGAAUUGCUGAGCUUUGCUGAUAAGGUUUUUACCUACAUUUUCAUCCUGGAGAUGUUUUUAAAAUGGGUGGCCUAUGGAUUUAAGAAGUAUUUCAUGAAUGCAUGGUGUUUUCUUGACUUCGUUAUUGUAAAUGUCUCUCUGAUAAGCCUUAUUGCUGAGAGUGCAAAAUCACACUUGUCUAUUAAUGUUAAAUCCCUUCGGACACUGAGAGCCUUGAGGCCAUUGCGGGCACUGUCCCAGUUUGAAGGGAUGAGGGUUGUUGUCAAUGCUCUUAUGGGGGCCAUUCCUGCCAUCUUUAACGUCCUGCUGGUCUGUCUCAUUUUCUGGCUCAUCUUCUGUAUGCUAGGGGUAAAUCUUUUUGCUGGGAAAUUUGGAAAAUGCGUCAACAUCAAGACAGAAGAAAUUAUCAACGCCUCUGAGAUUCACAACAUAACAUUGUGCAAAAGUGGAAACUACAAUGACGUAUGCUGGAUUAACAGUAAAGUCAACUUUGAUAAUGUCGGAAUUGGUUACUUGGCUCUUCUCCAGGUGGCCACAUUUAAAGGUUGGAUGGAUAUUAUGUAUACAGCUGUCGAUUCACCAGGGAGAGGGAAGCAGCCAGUCUUUGAGACAAAUAUAUAUGCGUAUCUCUACUUUGUCGGUUUUAUCAUUUUUGGCUCAUUCUUCACUUUGAAUCUUUUCAUUGGUGUUAUCAUCGACAACUUUAACCAACAGCAAAAAAAGUUAGGUGGCCAAGAUAUCUUCAUGACAGAGGAGCAGAAAAAAUAUUACAAUGCAAUGAAAAAACUGGGAUCAAAGAAGCCCCAAAAACCUAUUCCAAGGCCUUUGAAUAAAUGCCAAGCUUUUGUAUUUGAUGUAGUCACGAACCAAGCUUUUGAUAUUUUCAUCAUAACUCUCAUUUGCCUUAAUAUGGUCACCAUGAUGGCAGAAACGGACUCUCCCGAAGGACCCAAUCUGCAAAAGGCACAAUUUCUGGAAACCCUCAACUCCUUCUUUGUUGUUAUCUUCACAGUCGAGUGUCUCUUGAAAAUCUUUGCUCUGAGACAAUUCUACUUCGCUAAUGGUUGGAACUUAUUUGAUUGUGUGGUCGUGGUCCUCUCUGUUAUUAGCCUUUUGAUUUCUCAACUGGAAAAGCAUAAGACAAUUCCAUUCCCUCCAGUGCUCUUCAGAGUUAUCCGCUUGGCUCGGAUUGGCCGAAUACUCAGACUCGUUCGAGCAGCUAAAGGAAUCAGGACUCUUCUUUUUGCACUGAUGAUGUCACUUCCUUCCCUAUUCAACAUUGGGCUUCUGCUCUUUCUGGUCAUGUUUAUCUAUGCCAUUAUUGGUAUGACGAAUUUUUCCCACGUGAAAUAUGAGGCAGGGAUUGACGAUAUAUUCAACUUCCAAGACUUCGGCAGCAGCAUGCUCUGCCUCUUCCAGAUCACUACGUCAGCAGGCUGGGAUGCCCUUUUAAGUCCUAUGUUGACUUCAGGAAAUUCCUCUUGCAAGCCACAGAAUUCUCGUUAUAAUAAAAGUUCUUGUAGUUCAGAAAGUUCAUAUUGUUCCAAAAGUGACAGUAAACCAAAUAGUGAGUCUGUGACCUCUGUCAUGGCAAUUGCCUUCUUUGUCAGUUAUAUCAUUAUCUCCUUCCUUAUUGUUGUGAACAUGUACAUUGCUGUGAUUUUAGAAAAUUUCAACACAGCCACUGAAGAAAGUGAGGAUCCCUUAAGUGAGGAUGAUUUUGACAUAUUCUAUGAAAUUUGGGAAAAAUUUGAUCCCGAAGCAACACAAUUCAUCGAAUACUCGGCUCUCUCAGACUUUGCCGAUUCCUUGCCAGAUCCCUUACGUGUGGCCAAACCAAAUAGAAAUCAGCUUCUAAUGAUGGAUCUGCCCAUGGUCAGUGGCAAUCGGCUCCACUGCAUGGAUAUACUGUUUGCUUUCACCACGAGAGUGCUGGGUGACUCCGAGGGGAUGGAUUGCCUUAAAAGCCAGAUGGAAGAGAAAUUCAUGGAGGCUAAUCCUAACAAGAAGUUAUAUGAACCGAUUGUGACCACCACAAAGCGCAUGGAAGAAGAACGGUGUGCAGCUGUCAUCCAGAAGGCCUAUCGACACUACUUGCUGAAGACCAGUGCCAAGAAAAAACCACAGCAGAUGGUUUGCAAUGGAGCCGUUGCUACCUUGGAAGUACCUGAUGGCAAAGUCCACUUUGACUGACACUGGCUGAGAUCAAUCAAUAGACUGAUCAGAGGCUAUAUCCUUGCAGCUUUGCUUUUAUCCCAUAAUGGAAGCAUAGAGUAGAGUCAGCAACUUGAUGAGUAUUUAUUUUCAGUUUUUUUAAAUUAUCAGACAUAAAUAAUUGUUUAUUUAAAUAUUCAGUGAAAUCUUUAAAAUGACUUAAAUAAUCUCAUAUAACAAUGAUAUACAUCAGAGUUUCCUUUUUCAAAAAAUCAGAUACUGUAUUAAUGCAUAAAAGGAAAUUUAUAAAGUUCUAGAGAAUUAAUGUCUGGAUUAUAUUUAAAUAUCAUUUCUUCACCCAUAGAAAUGGUAUGGCACCCUGAUAUAGCACCUUGCUUAUAAUAAUAAUCACUUACAAUGACCUUGCAUGCUAACCAGGAAAUGCUGUGAAUUAACCACUAUAGAUGUUUUGUGUGAUCGUAAAAGAAAUUAAGCUUACUCAAAGCAUCAGAUGUCACAUAAAAAAAUAUUUAUUGACUUUGUCAUGAAUACUUGAAAAAUUAAAUA
Sarcophilus harrisii (Tasmanian devil) is the source of this 6209-nucleotide messenger RNA. RefSeq names its product sodium voltage-gated channel alpha subunit 11 (gene SCN11A). Gene Ontology annotation, molecular function: voltage-gated sodium channel activity. Lineage: Eukaryota; Metazoa; Chordata; Mammalia; Dasyuromorphia; Dasyuridae. The record is from RefSeq and is a predicted model, not a curated record. The transcript has 28 exons. The coding region runs from base 198 to 5681 and encodes 1827 amino acids. Gene Ontology annotation, cellular component: axon; voltage-gated sodium channel complex; plasma membrane. Gene Ontology annotation, biological process: sodium ion transmembrane transport; neuronal action potential; membrane depolarization during action potential.